Messenger RNA from Clupea harengus (Atlantic herring), 3907 nucleotides. RefSeq names its product leucine rich repeat and fibronectin type III domain containing 2b (gene lrfn2b). The record is from RefSeq and is a predicted model, not a curated record. NCBI's taxonomy places the organism in Eukaryota, Metazoa, Chordata, Actinopteri, Clupeiformes, Clupeidae. Gene Ontology annotation, cellular component: postsynaptic density membrane; cell surface. Gene Ontology annotation, molecular function: protein binding.
UUUCUCCUUGCCCCCAUGAGCGGCGUUGCACAGCCGCUUAGAUCCUGUGCAGAUAUAUAUCCCCGCGCUCGUGUCCAUCUCCGGUCCUGAACUGAAAUCUAAUCGGCUUUGCUUUAGUUGCAAAAGGAGAACAAUACUUUGUGCCUGUCCUGCGCGGACAUAUUUGAAGUAAUGGGUCUUUCAAAGGAAAUAAUCACUAUUUUUUCUCUCCCUGCAUACUAAGGAUAAAUGCACCCAGCAUCAAGGGAAGUCCGUGCAGUUUUAGGAGCUGGAGAAUGUUGAAAACCUGUCGCAACUCCGAUGGAUUUGUGAUUUAACGGGCUUGUAAAGAGUUGUUUUAUUUUGGUGCUCGUAAUCUUUGAAAAUAUAUCUUUUCUUUCUGCUAUCGUUGACGGGAAACUGCUGAAGUGGUAGGCUUCUUUACGCAUCUAGAACGGACCCUUCGCCUGCUAUCGCACAGACUUGCAGCCAGUGCAGCGAGCCGGGCGUUUGCCGUACCUGGUCGGUAUGGAUCUGUCCAACCUUUGGGAAAUUGUGCAACGAAAACGUACCAUGGAAUAAUAUGGGAAUACAAUGGAAAUGGACCAAGAGAAUGUGAUUCGCCCAUUUGUGGUUAGACGUCUGGUAUCAAAGGUGAAAAAGUGAACUAUAUAUCAGAAGAAGAAAAGGAUCUCCCCCUCCUUAGGAGUAGAGUCUCCCAGAGAAGCCACCCAUCCAAGUCAUCCAUCUGUAGCCAUUAGGAGGACAGUGAGGUCCCAGAGAGAUGGUGUCACGAUGAAGCCGGGGGCUCCACAGAGGCUGCCGAAGAAGAAGAAUGAGCUCUGGAAGAUUCCGAGGAAAUCUGUGUCUUUUUAAACACGGUCUGUCAUUGGCUCCCAUCUGUUAGUGGGAGGUGCUUAGACAGUGAUUGACAGGUCUCGCCCUGUGUAGGAACCUAUGGCAGAGCCGCAGCACAAUACAGGUUCCUCUGUGUGACUCCACCAUGGACCACGUGCUCUGGGGGCUGCUGGUCCUGGGUGUGGUGGUGACGACGGCCCAAGCCUGCCCCAAGUACUGCGUGUGCCAGAACCUCUCCGAGUCCCUCGGCACUCUGUGCCCCGCCAAAGGCCUUUUGUUCGUGCCCGCCGACAUCGACAGACGCACCGUGGAAUUGCGUCUGGGCGGCAACUACAUCUUGCGCAUCACCCAGCAGGACUUUGCCAACAUGACGGACCUGGUGGAUCUGACGCUCUCCCGGAACACCAUCGGCUACAUCCAGCCCUUCUCCUUCGGCGACCUGGAGACACUGCGCUCCCUGCACAUGGACAACAAUCGACUGACGGAGCUGGGCCCGGACGACCUGAGAGGGCUGGUCAACCUCCAGCACCUCAUCCUCAACAACAACCAGCUGGGGCGAAUAUCCGAGAAGACCUUCGAAGACCUCGCUCCUUCUCUGGAGGAUCUGGACCUGUCCUACAACAACCUGAAAGGGCUACCUUGGGACAACGUCCGACAAAUGGUCAACCUGCACCAGCUGAGUUUGGAUCACAACCUGCUCGACUUCAUCCCGGAGGGGACGUUCGUGGACCUGGAGCGCCUGGCCCGUCUGGACCUGACCUCCAACCGGCUCCAGAAGCUUCCGCCGGACCCGAUCUUCGCCCGGGCCCAGGACCUGGCGCUGUCCACCACGCCCUUCGCCCCCCAGCUCUCGCUGAGCAUCGGGGGCAACCCGCUCCACUGCAACUGCGAGCUGCUCUGGUUCCGGCGUCUGGAGCGCGACGACGACCUGGAGACCUGCGCCUCCCCUCCCGGCCUCAAGGGGCGCUAUUUCUGGAACGUGCGUGAGGAGGAGUUCCAGUGUGAGCAGCCGCUCAUCACGCAGCACACCCACCGGAUGCUGGUGCUGGAGGGCCAGACGGCCAGCCUGCGCUGCGAGGCCGUCGGAGACCCAACGCCCACCAUCCACUGGAUCGCGCCGGACGAGCGCCUGCUGGGCAACUCGUCCCGCACAGUCGUCUACGGCAACGGCACCCUGGACAUCAUGAUCACAACCUCCAAAGACUACGGCACGUUCACCUGCAUCGCCGCCAACGUCGCCGGCGAGUCCACCGCCACUGUGGAGCUGUCAAUCAUCCAGCUGCCCCACAUCAGUAACGGAACAGGGCCGGCAGUGCAGCCCAAGUCGAGGCUCUCCGAUAUCACCGGGACAACCAGGACCAGUAAGGGCGUGCCCAAGCCCCAGCCCGAGCGAGCGGUGUCUGCCUCAGACGUGACCUCCACGUCCGCCCUGGUCCGAUGGUCUGUGAGCAAAGCGACUCCUAAGGUGAAGAUGUACCAGCUCCAGUACAACUGCUCCGACGAUGAAGUCCUCAUCUACAGAAUGAUACCCGCCUCCAGCAAGGCCUUCCACGUGACCAACCUGGUGUCGGGCACCAAGUACGACCUGUGCGUGCUGGCGGCGUGGGACGACACCGCCACCACCCUGACGGCCACCAACGUGGUGGGCUGCGUGCAGUUCUUCACACGCGACGACUACCCACAGUGCCAGUCGCUGCACAGCCAGCUGCUGGGUGGCACCAUGAUCCUGGUGGUGGGCGGCGUGAUCGUGGCCACGCUCCUCGUCUUCAUCGUCAUCCUCAUGGUGCGCUACAAGGUGGGCGACGCUGAUCCUCCGUCCAGCAAGCUGACCAACGUGAGCGACACCUACUCGCAGACCAACGGCGGCCGGCUGGGCCAGAAUGGCAUGCCCAUGCCGCCGCUGCGGCCCACGUCGUCCGGGGCGGAAGCCGGCGUGUCCAUGGCGUCCGGCAAGCCCAAGCCAAAGGUGAUGAUGCACAACGAGGUGGUGGAGUUCAAGUGCGGCUCGCUCCAGAGCAGCCUCUCCUCCUCGUCCUCGUCCUCCUCUUCGGGCUCGCUGGCAGGAGCGGGCGGAGGGGGGGCAGGAGGCUCCUACAGCCCCAACACCACGCUGGCCAACAUCUGGAGGUCGGCCAACCCCAAGCCCCGCGCCAACCUGGACCAGCUCCUGGGCGCCUUCAACUCCCUGGACCUGCGGAGCCAGGCUGGGGCCUCGGGCGCCUCCGGGAGCCGGCUGGGACGAGGCGAAGGGCUGUCGACGCCCUCGUCGUCCGCGGCGGCGGCGGCUCCCCCCACCGACAAGGAGCCUCUGCUGGGGAGGACUCUGGACUCGCGGCUGAGCCGGCUGCUCAUGCUGCCGCUGGACUCGCGGCCCAAGCGGAGCCAGUCCUUCGACAUGGGCGACUUUGCGUCGGCUACCGGCCAGCAGCUGUGCAGCUACCCGCGCCGCAUCAGCAACAUCUGGACUAAGCGGAGCCUCUCCAUCAACGGCAUGCUGCUGCAGUGCGACGAGGAGCAGGACACGGGAGGCAGCAAGGGCACCAUAGAUGGCACCUCCGAAUGGGUCAUGGAGAGUACUGUGUAGGAGAGACAGAGAGAGAGAGAGGGGGGGGGGUAAUGAAAGACAUUCUUGAGAUUAUAUAUAAGUAAAUAUAUAAAUGGAUAAACUAAAGAUAUAUGGAUUAAGGGAAAGCCAUGCUUCAAUGGACCCACAGAACAUUGUAUUGGGAUUAAGAGGGACGAGGUGUGUUGUGUGUGUGUGUCUCUCUCUCACACACACCUGGUUCUGCAUGAAGCUCAUCAGUGUUCAGUAUUGGUUAUGUUUCGUUUCUUCAGUGUUGUGACAAAAACAAGCAAACAAACAAACAAAAAAAAUUUACAUUCAUGAUACGCCUUUACAGUUUGGGGACUGAACAUUUCAAGGAUCAGGGUGAAGGGACAGCGGAUUCCCAUGCGUGCCAGAUGUGUUUUUAAUGUAUAGGUGAAUAAUCUGCUUAUGAGUUUAUACGAGUGUGUGUGUGUGUUGUGUCUGUGUGUGUGUGUGUGUGUGUGUGUGUGUGUUUGAGAACAU